Entrophospora candida is the source of this 1203-nucleotide messenger RNA. The record is from the annotation of a GenBank genome assembly. Lineage: Eukaryota; Fungi; Glomeromycota; Glomeromycetes; Entrophosporales; Entrophosporaceae.
AUGAGUUUUUUAGAGCUUGACCUUCAAGCUCCAGGCACACCAUACAAAGAAUUUUGCUUGACCUUUUCUUGGGCUGUGUAUACGUUUGAACAGUAUUUAAGUUAUCGACAAUAUCUUAAAAUUAAAGAACCUAAGCCACCAAAAUCUUUACAACAUAUAGAAGAAGUCAUUAAAAAGUUCUCUAAAACACAAGAGUAUAGUUUGGAUAAAGCUAGAUUUUCAUUUGUAUCAACUCUGAUAAGUCAAAUACAAAGUACAUGGAUAAUUGUAUUUGACAUUCUUCCAUGGCUAUGGUCUCUUUCAGGUGAUUGGUUGGAGUAUGCUGGAUAUGAGAAAGAUUAUGAGAUUACACAUUCGUUGGUUUUCACGGUGGUCUUUAUCUUAAUGACUUAUUUGAUGUCACUUCCAUUUAGUCUUUACUAUACAUUUGUUAUCGAAGAACGUCAUGGGUUUAAUAAAAUGACAGUAGGACUGUUUUUUAUGGAUAUGAUUAAAGGCUUUUUAAUUGCAGGAGUUAUAGGAUUACCAAUUUUGGCAUUACUUUUGCAAAUAAUCAAGUGGAGCGGAGAUGCUUUUUAUUUUUAUGUAUGGAUAUUUACGAUAAUUAUCAACUUUGUCUUACUCACAAUAUAUCCAACGCUUAUUCAACCUUUAUUUAAUAAAGUAACUCCGCUGCCAAAAGAAGAACUUCGUUCACAAAUCGAAGCUUUAGCUUCUCGUGUCUCAUUUCCUCUUAAAAAAUUAUAUGUAAUUGAUGGUAGUAAAAGAUCAAGUCAUUCAAAUGCUUACUUUUAUGGAUUUUUUAAAAACAAAAGAAUUGUUUUAUAUGACACUUUAAUUGAACAAGCUGAUACUGAAGAAAUACUGGCAGUAGUGUGUCAUGAACUGGGACAUUGGUCUUUAAAUCACACUGUCAAAGUUUUAAUCAUCUCUCAACUUCAUAGCUUCAUGCUUUUUCAAUUCAUCUACUCACCAAUUGAUAAUGCAAUAUCGUUUUUCAUGAAUAUUCUAAGUAGGAAACAUGAAUUUGAGGCUGAUGCAUAUGCAAAAAAAUUGGGUUAUGGAGCUCAGCUUCGCUCAGGUUUAAUUAAAUUACAAAUAGAAAACUUGAGUAAUUUGAACAACGAUUCUUGGUAUUCUGCAUAUCACUUCUCGCAUCCACCUUUACCAGAAAGAUUAAACGCGUUGGAGAAGAUUGAAUGA